GCGAUAAUACCGCGGAGCCGCCCGGGCUGCAGUCCCGCCCCGGAGCCGGCAGGGAGCGGAGCUGCGGAGCCGCCGGGUCUCUCGUGUCGGUCGGUCCAUUCUUGCGUCCUUCUGUCCACCCGAGAGCGCAGUUCAGCAGCACGAGGUAGCAACCGGGUGGCAUGGCGACGAGCACGGAUGUGGCUGGGCUGGAGGAGAGCUUCCGCAAAUUUGCCAUCCAUGGCGACCCCAAAGCCAGUGGACAAGAGAUGAAUGGCAAGAACUGGGCCAAGCUGUGCAAGGACUGCAAGGUAGCUGAUGGAAAGGCUGUGACAGGGACCGAUGUUGACAUCGUCUUCUCCAAAGUCAAGGGGAAGUCUGCUCGGGUCAUCAACUACGAGGAGUUCAAGAAGGCCCUAGAAGAGCUGGCGACCAAGCGAUUCAAGGGGAAGAGUAAAGAGGAGGCUUUCGAGGCCAUCUGCCAGCUGGUGGCAGGCAAGGAACCAGCCAAUGUGGGCGUCACUAAAGCAAAAACAGGAGGUGCUGUGGAACGGCUGACUGACACCAGCAAGUACACCGGCUCCCACAAGGAGCGCUUCGACGAGAGUGGCAAGGGCAAGGGCAUUGCUGGACGGCAGGACAUCUUGGAUGACAGCGGCUAUGUGAGUGCCUACAAGAAUGCAGGCACGUAUGAUGCCAAGGUGAAGAAGUGAGGCCAGGGCCUUAGGGGCAUGUGGAAUAAAAGUACCCAGUCUUUGCCCAGCGGACCAGCCACCCAGAGCUUCCUGCCCAGCCCCGUGGGGCCAGCCCACCAGGCCCCAGAUCCAGACUGCUCUGCACCCUCCUCCUCCGCCCACUCAUUUCUGUCCCUCUGGGGAGAGUCUGUGCCUAUAGCCUCACCACCCCUACCUAGCCCGGGCAUGGCAACCCCUGCCUGCUUGCCUCAUAUUUAAGCUGCUGCUCUGGCCAAGUGCCUAAUUCUAACCCAGACCUCAAUAAAGACACCUUUUGUACCAACAUG
Choloepus didactylus (southern two-toed sloth) is the source of this 1000-nucleotide messenger RNA. RefSeq names its product tubulin polymerization promoting protein family member 3 (gene TPPP3). The record is from RefSeq and is a predicted model, not a curated record. Gene Ontology annotation, biological process: microtubule bundle formation; positive regulation of protein polymerization; microtubule polymerization. Gene Ontology annotation, cellular component: microtubule. NCBI's taxonomy places the organism in Eukaryota, Metazoa, Chordata, Mammalia, Pilosa, Megalonychidae. Gene Ontology annotation, molecular function: tubulin binding. The transcript is spliced from 4 exons. The coding region runs from base 162 to 692 and encodes 176 amino acids.